CGGAUGUGAGGUCCGCCAACGGCCGCGGCGGCGGCUUCGGGUCGGAGCUGCUGAGGUCCGGUUCUGAGGCGCCCGGCUUCAGGGACAGCCCGCCUCGGUGUGCAGUUGGUCACCAAGUCAACAGAGGAGCCACGCCUGGUCAGCAGAGGGAGGAGGCCAGGACCUGCCAGCAGACCUGGGGUUGUGGCUGUGUCCAAGUGGUGAAGUGUUCCUGCUCACACUGGUAGACGAGGAAGGCAGCCAGCCUGCAGGUUGUUAUAUUUCAGCAUCUCAAUUCUGAGUCUGUGGGAGGCUGAACUGCUGCUGCUCACCACUCCUUCAUUUUCCAGCACAGAACACCUGAAGGUGUCUGAGUGCUCAUCGCCAAUCUCUUUCUGUCACCAGGAACCCGAGAACAUCUUCAUAGUCAGAGGAGCCAGCUCAGCACACCAGGGGGAGGCCGUCCUGCACAAGGAGGGACACGGACUUGGGGGAGCUGCAGGCUCUGAAGCCUGAGGGGAGCGAGUAGCAGCCACUGCUUCCUCUGCCUCCUCCUCCUCUUACUAAGAACCCUGCUAGUCCAAGAGAGGUGCCUCAGGCUGUGACACAAAGUUGUCCUCAGAAUCCUCAGGGUGUCUUCCUGCCCCGCACUGCCAUGGCUUCCAGUCAAAGUAGCCAGUCUGAUGAGGGCUCCACCAGGGAACGUGAGGAGCUUCCAUGCACCUCACGGGACCAGGGAGGUCCUCAGCCUCGUCCUCAGCUGGGUCUUCAGCCCCUGUGUGAUGUGGUCUUGCACAAAAAGGUAGAUGAAUUGGUGGAUUUCCUGCUCCUCAAGUAUAACAAUAAGGAUGUGGUCACCAAGGCAGAAUUGCUGCACAGUAUCAAGGAUUACCAGGAGCACUUCCCUCUGAUCUUUAGCAAAGUCUCUGAGUGCCUGUACAUGGUCUUUGGCAUUGAUGUGAAGGAAGUGGAUCCCCCUGGGCACAUAUAUGCCCUUCUCCCUGUCCUAGGUCUCACCUAUAAUAAAACAUUAGGUGGUGAGCAGGGCAUUCCCAAAAACAGCCUCCUGAUAAUCAUGCUGAGUGCCAUCUUCACUAAUGGCAACCAUGUCAGUGAGGAGGUUGUGUGGGAAAUGCUCAGUAGGAUGCAGGUGUUUGAUGGGGUAGAGCACUGCAUCUAUGGGGAGCCCAGGAAAUUGAUCACCGAGGAGUUGGUGCAGGAAGGGUAUCUAGAGUAUCAUGAGGUGCCCAACAGCGACCCUGCUUGCUAUGAGUUCCUGUGGGGUCCAAGGGCCUAUGCUGAAACCACCAAGAUGAAAGUGCUGGAGCAUUUGGCCAAGGUUCAUGGGACAGAUCCCUUGUCCUACCCACGUCUCUAUGCAGAGGCUUUGAGAGAGGAGGAAGAGGCUGCCCAUGUGUGACUUUUAGUCAAGGCCGCAGAUGGGGCAAGGUGCACGCAGGGACGGGACAUGUUCGAGCACUACCUCACUAGCGUAGCUCCCACCCCAUGUGACAUGAGGUCAGCUCUACAGUCUUCUUGAGGAGAGCGGGCAGUUUUCUAAGUAGUGAUGGCCAGGGUAGGAUGGGAAAACACAGUCCAUACUUUUUGAUGUCUGUUUUGUUUGGAUUACUUGGAAAUGGACAUGUGACUUCUUUAUUAUUUUUUCAAAUCUCUUUCCUUUUUUGUAAGAUUCAUUGUGAUUCUGAUGUGAAUACGAUUUUGUGUGAUACUGAUCACACAGGAAUUUUGGUCUUCUUUUCCAAGUGCUAGAAUCUCUGCUGUAUUGUAAAUCAUUUUAUUUGUGAUAUGGAAGAAGAUAAUAUAGCAUUUGAAUAGGAAUUUCCUUGGAAGUAUGUAAGAAGUGUGCAUCACUUUAGAUGGAGUCCAGAAAUAGACAUAAAGACAAAAGUCAAUUCUUGGGUUCCUGGUUUUUUUUUCCUUGUUGUUGUAUACUAUAUAUGUAUACCUGAACAUGCUUGGGGUUUUUUUGUUAUAUUAGGAAAUGUACUGUCAAUAAAGAAGCUGCUCUGCU
This is a messenger RNA of Chinchilla lanigera (long-tailed chinchilla), 2011 nucleotides long. RefSeq names its product melanoma-associated antigen 10-like. Gene Ontology annotation, biological process: negative regulation of transcription by RNA polymerase II. The record is from RefSeq and is a predicted model, not a curated record. Lineage: Eukaryota; Metazoa; Chordata; Mammalia; Rodentia; Chinchillidae. The transcript has 5 exons. Bases 635 to 1399 code for a protein of 254 amino acids. Gene Ontology annotation, cellular component: nucleus.